Cucurbita pepo subsp. pepo (vegetable marrow) is the source of this 623-nucleotide messenger RNA. RefSeq names its product small ribosomal subunit protein eS25. NCBI's taxonomy places the organism in Eukaryota, Viridiplantae, Streptophyta, Magnoliopsida, Cucurbitales, Cucurbitaceae. The record is from RefSeq and is a predicted model, not a curated record.
AUGAACAUAAAUAUCGAAACCAGAGUUCUUCGCCUCUGUAAUCAACGUUCUUCGUAGUCUUCCAACCAGAUUCUCAGCGGCUGACCCCUCAACAUGGCACCGAAGAAGGAUAAGGCUCCUCCUCCGUCCUCCAAGCCCGCUAAAUCUGGCGGAGGAAAGCAGAAGAAGAAGAAAUGGAGCAAGGGAAAGCAAAAGGAGAAGGUGAACAACAUGGUAUUGUUUGAUCAGGGAAGCUAUGACAAGCUUCUUUCAGAAGUUCCAAAAUACAAGCUUAUUACUCCUUCCAUCCUUUCAGACAGAUUAAGGAUCAAUGGAUCGUUGGCUCGUCGGGCGAUAAAGGAUUUAAUGGCGAGAGGCUCUAUUAGGCUCGUAUCUGCUCAUGCUAGCCAGCUAAUAUACACUAGAGCCACAAACACAUGAUCAAAGCGUUGGCGUUUGAAAGAGGAACAUCUUGUUAUUUUUGUGAGCUUCCUUUCAAGAACUAUCUAUGCUUUUGUAUCUUCUGCAUUCAUGGAACGCAUGCUGCUCUGAAAACUUCAUGAAUUAUUUGCACUGCUUAAUUUCUUAUCUAUGGAGUAACAAUUUCUCUGGAACUAGAAAUAGAAUGGUUUCAUGUUCCUUCA